This is a messenger RNA of Vicugna pacos (alpaca), 2351 nucleotides long. Lineage: Eukaryota; Metazoa; Chordata; Mammalia; Artiodactyla; Camelidae. The record is from RefSeq and is a predicted model, not a curated record.
AUGCGUUUUGGAAAACCUUUUGAGGAAACCCUACAGAUCAAGGAGUCAACUCUGGAAAUGUUUCUGUCUAGAAUUUUGGUGUGUUGGACUAAUUCUGCCAUACAUGUCCUUGAAUCAAGUUCCCCAAGCCUAAAGGACAGUCUGAAUGGGAAUUCAAGCAUAGUUAGGAGACUUUUGGAAUAUGUCUAUACCCACUGGGAACAUCCAUUGGAUGCUCUGAGACACCAGACCAAAAUCAUAUUCAGAAAUAUUCUCCAAAUGCACCAGCUCACUAUAGAAGAGCCAAAAAAGUCAGAUUUGGCCACUGAUCAUUUCAUUUUGGAACUGACUGAGAGUCUUCUGCGAUUGGAAUGGCAUAGUAAAGGAAAGUACACAUGCCUUGGUUGUUUAGUAGAGUACAUAGGAAUUGAACAUAUUUUGGCAUUAGCUAAAACUGUUCUAUCGCAAAUCUUAGAGGUGAUGGGGGAUCAGUCAUUGGUGCCUUAUGCAAGUGACCUCUUGGAAACUAUGUUUAAAAACCAUAAGAGUUGUUUGAAAUCCCAGGCUGUCGACAACACUUGGAUUGAUAAGUGGCAUGAGACUUGGGUUUCUCCUCUCCUUUUUAUACUGUGUGAAGGAAAUCUGGAUCAAAAAUGUUACGUGAUUGAUUAUUACUUGCCAAAAUUACUGAAUUGCAACCCUGACAGCUUAAGCUACAUGGUAAAGAUUCUUCAGACUUCUGCUGAUGCUAAAACUGGUAAGAAGAUGAAUUUUUAUUGUUGUAAUUUCUAGUUAGGAUGCUUAAAUAUGGCUAGAGCUCAUGGGCAUCUUCAGUCUGCAACUGAUGCCUGGACGGACCUUGUGUCCAGUGAAAGAAUAAAGCAAGGCUUAAUUCAUCAGCACUGCCAAGUACGGAUCGAUACAUUGGGCUUGCUUUGUGAAAGUAAUCGAAGCACAGAAAUUGUUUCCACAGAAGAAAUGCAGUGGAUUCACUUCUUUAUCACAUACAACCUUAACAGUCAGUCUCCAGGAGUGCGGCAACAGAUUUGUUCUCUUCUUGAAAAGUUGUUUUGUAGGAUACAGGAAAGUUCGCAGGUACUUUAUAAACUGGAGCAAAGUAAAUCCAAACAUGAACCAGAGAAUGAGUUAACCAGACAGCACCCUUCUGUUUCUUUAGAGCAAUAUAAGAAUUUCAUGUCAUCCAUUUGCAGCAGUCUUUUUGAAGCAUUAUUUCCUGGCUCUUCCUACCCAACUAGAUUUUCAGCUUUAACCAUUUUAGGCUCAAUAGCUGAUGUUUUUCCUGUAUCAGAAGGUCAUGUCCAAACAGUGUAUCAGCUAAGUCAUGAUAUUGAUGUUGGUCGUUUCCAAACACUAAUGGAAUGUUUAACUGGCACUUUUGAAGAAGUGAAAAUUUUAGCAUUUGAUCUUCUAAUGAAGUUACCAAAAACGGUUGUACAAUUUCAGGUAUCUGGACUUCUCUCUUGCAAGGGUCAGGAUAUUUACAAAAUCUAUCUUCAAGGAAAAAGAUCCAAGCUGACCGAGCUUGGCCAUCAAAAUAGUGAAGUGCAGAGCAGGACGACUAGAAGGGAAACUGAAGCAGAAGUCCAGCCAUUGCAUACAGAACAAAGCCUCUCGGACUGCGGCCCCUGCUGCCUCAGUGACCCCGUCUUCCCCGGGGCCUGCUGGCUCCAGCCGCCUGAGGAAGCUCCCGCGAGACCAGGCCCACGACGGCUGUCCGGGAAUCAAGAAACUGGCUCACCUGCGUCUCCCGACUCCAGGCCUCCCGCACGCCUCCCGCACGCCUCCCGCACGCCUCGCGCCCCUUGUCUGCCUGCCGCUCACGCAGCCUCAGGUGGCUCCUUGGCCCCAGGCUCUCAGCAGGCCCCAGCGAGUCCGGGCGUCCGGUUCCUCCAGGAGACAGCCGGCUCCAGGGACCUUAGGUUGCUCCACGGCCCUAAGUCCCCGGAGAGCGACGCCUGCCGGCCCCGAGGCCCCGUGCCUCUCGCGUGGACCAGGUGGCGUCCACAACGCCAGGCCUCCGCAGGUUCCCGCGAGCCCGCAAUCCUGAGGGAUUGGUCUCACAACUGCGCCUGCGCCCGCGGCUCCAGUAGCCCCAAGCAGCUCCCGUCGCCGCCCGAAGCGUUUUCCAGUACGACCACGGGCGCAGUGCGGCCAGGGGGCUGGGAAGAUGGCAGAGGCCGUAGCCCUGGCGGCAUGGGGAGGGGGGCUGCCGAGUGGGAGGCAGUCAUUUGCCCCCAUCUGCUCUGCGGCCUGGCGGGGUGCGGUCUCUGCUGCCCAAGGUUCGUCUUUAGGUCACACUGCUCCCUAGAGGCCUGUGUGGUCCAGUCAGGGAGCAGCGGGGACGAUGACAG